ACAAAAGCUUCAGAUAUAUAUAGUUUUGGUAUGAUUAUGUGGGAAUUAAUGACAGGUAGAAGACCUUUCUGGGAUCAUGAUCAUGACACAGAACUUAUUAUCGAAAUAUGUGAUGGAGUUCGUCCUCCAAUUGUUACAAAUGCACCUGAAGGUUAUGUUGAAUUGAUGAAAGAAUGUUGGCACUCUGAUCCAAAUAAAAGACCAACAGCCAAUGAUCUCUCUAAGAUUUUUAACGAAGAUGGCGGUAAAUUAUGUUUUCGGAAACAUCUUGGAAUCGAAAUUAUAAAGUCACCAGAUAUUGGACCUAUAACAAAUAAUCCAAAUGCCAUCUAUAAAAGCAGAUCAUUAAGUGCAAUGAUAAAAUCUGCAGAAUCAACCAGGAGUUUAAAGAUUCAAAGAUAUAAACCUUUUAAGAGGAUAAAAGAAAACGUGAUGAUAAUUUGAUUGAAGACACUGGAAAUAGUGGUAAAAUCAUUAAAAAAAUUAAAUUAAACAAAAACGAUGAUUAUUUGUCAAAAGAACUUGAAUUUGACAUUGAUAAUAAUAUUGAUAUUAGCAAAUUUAAUAAAUUUAACGACAGUGAUUAUACUACCAAAGAAUCGGUUUUGACAUUUAGUUAUUGAUGAUGU
Molecule: messenger RNA, 629 nt
Organism: Rhizophagus irregularis DAOM 181602=DAOM 197198
Lineage: Eukaryota; Fungi; Glomeromycota; Glomeromycetes; Glomerales; Glomeraceae
Source: RefSeq, a predicted model, not a curated record